AUGCCAGCGAUCGAGACGCUUAACGCCAGCUGUUCCUUAUCCACCCCAAAUAUUGUUAUCACGGCGUCGUUGCGAUUGGGGGUCCAUGAGUUAUUUGAUUCAGGACACGAAAGCGGACUCUUGUUAGAAGCGCUCAAACAACCAAUUAAAGUGCAGAGAGUGGAGUAA
Messenger RNA from Plasmopara halstedii, 168 nucleotides. RefSeq lists its product as uncharacterized. Lineage: Eukaryota; Oomycota; Peronosporomycetes; Peronosporales; Peronosporaceae. The coding region runs from base 1 to 168 and encodes 55 amino acids. The record is from RefSeq and is a predicted model, not a curated record. The transcript has 2 exons.